AUGAAACUCACCUCCAUCACCGGGCUCCUGGCCCUCCCCAUUUCCACCCUCGCCCUCGCCCUCCCCUCACGUCUUGCACCAACCCAACUCUCCAAAAAGGCAGACGAGACAAAAGCCGGCUACCUGGCUGUUUACUGGACAACCGAGGACGAAAGCGUGUAUUUCGCACUGAGCGCCAACGACGACGCAUUGGGCUUCGAGGCCAUCAACGGCGGCAAGGCAAUUGUCUCGCCGACCCUUGGCACCAAGGCGAUUCGGGAUACGACGAUUGUGCGUGGUGAGGGCGAUGACGAGGGGAAGUAUUAUAUUAUCGGGACAGAUUUGGAUAUUGAUUCUACGAACUGGGAUGCCGCGACACGGAAUGGAUCCAGGGCGUUAUUUGUCUGGGAGAGUACAGACUUGAUUAACUGGACCGAUGAGCGGCUGGUCACGGUUGAGGGUGAGACGGCAGGGAUGGCAUGGGCACCCGACGCGAUUUGGGAUGAGGACAAGGGACAGUAUUUUGUCCACUGGGCGGCGCAAUUGUACGCCGAAGACGACCCCAGCCACAGCGGCGACCCAGCCCUAACCAACAGCCUGCGCUAUGCAUACACGAGCGACUUCCGCACGUUCACAGAGCCGGAGACCUACAUCAGUCUUGGAAACGAGUCGGCUAUUGAUCUCAGCUUCCUGAAGGUCGACGAGAGCACAUUAAUUCGCUACUACGUCGACGGCGCGACAACGAGUCCCGUGCAGGACAUCAGCACGGAUGGGCUCCUGGGCGAGUGGACUGCGCUCGACGGCACGAUUGAGGAUAGUGCUAGCUUUGAGGCGCCGUAUCCGGUCUGGGAUAAUGUGGAGGAGGACAAGGCCUAUCUGCUUUGUGAUCUUGUGGGCGAUAACCCUGGAGUUGUUGCGUGGGAGUCGAGUGAUGUUACGUCUGGGAACUGGGCGAGGAAUGAUCAGCAUGAUUUGAGCUUUAUGCGCCAUUUGUCGGUGUUGGCUGUGACGCAGGAGCAGUAUGAUGCGUUGGCGGCGUUGUAG
Aspergillus puulaauensis is the source of this 1023-nucleotide messenger RNA. Its product is annotated as glycoside hydrolase family 43 protein. The coding region runs from base 1 to 1023 and encodes 340 amino acids. NCBI's taxonomy places the organism in Eukaryota, Fungi, Ascomycota, Eurotiomycetes, Eurotiales, Aspergillaceae. The record is from RefSeq and is a predicted model, not a curated record. The transcript is spliced from 3 exons.